AUGGCCGACAUCCACCCGCAACAUAUCCACACGCACCACGGCGCACACGCCUUUGCGCCGGCGAGCCCGUGCGCCGACGACUAUGCCGGCGAGGUUGCGCUCCUGCGAGCCUCACUCGCCCACCUCGCGGGCCAGCUCGAGGCCGAGAAGCAGCGCGUGUCGGCGCUCGAGGCGCAGCGUCGCGCCGACGAGGAGAAGGUGACGACGCUGCGCUCGAUGGUCGAGGAGUCGCGCCGCGCCCUCAUGCGCCUCCAGCUCGAGGCCAGCAAGCGCUCGAACGAGGCGUCGCCGUCGUCGCGCCGCGGCUCGAUCGACGUCGACUACUCGUUCCCGCCUCGGCGAGGCUCGCUCCUCACCAUGGACCGCAACCUGCCCCGACGCCGGUCGUCGCUCGGUCUCGGUGCCAUCACGGGCUCGCCGGUCGACAGCCCGUCGACGCCCGUCGACGAGCAGCCGCCGGUCCUCGCCGGCCUCGGCUUCGCCCUCGAGUCGCGCGCCGACGCGCCCAACAGCCUCCUGCGGGCCGCGACGCCCAACUCGCUCGCGCGGUACGCCCACCGCCGCGGGUCGGCGAGCAUAGCCGUCGCGCCGCAGGACGACGACGACGCGCAGCGCAUGGGCCGCCUGCGCGAGCUGCGCCUCGGCGUGCACUCGACCAAGAUUGCGUCGCGCCGCAGCUCGGCCGUGUCGGGCCUGCCCGACUUUGUCCAGGCGGGCGAGUUCGAGCGCGACCUCGAGCGGCGGUCCGGGCGCCGGCUCAGCACCGUGUCGUUCUCGGGCCGGGUCCGCACCGACGGCGGCGGCGACGUCGCCACCUCCGACGGCGAGUCGCCCAUCUCGGCCAACCUGAACCUCCUCGGGCGCAAGCAGUCGCUCGCCGUGUUCGAGGCUUGGAGCCGGCGCUCGUCGACGGCCGACUCGUCGUGCGGCGCAUGGUCGAGCAGCGGCGACUCGCACGACGCGACCGACGAGCAGCUCGUCGAUCUGCGGCUGCAGCUCGAGGGCCUGCGGAUCCAGCUCGUCGAGGCCGAGGAGGGCCGCCGCGCGAGCGAGGCGUGCCUCGCCGCCCUGCGCGCCUACAUCACGUCGUCCGACUCGUACGACGAGCCGAGCCACGGGCUCGGCAUGUCGCUGCCGCCGCUGCCGACCGACGCUGCCGUCGACGCCCUCGGCGACUCGACGCCGUCGACGGCGCACUGCGCGAGCCCGGCGCCCGCCGCGCCCCGCCGUUCCUCACGGUGGUCGAUCCCGCGCCUGUCGUUCUCGCUCCCGAGUCGCGAGGCCGGCACGCCGUGCACCAUGUCGCGCAAGGAGUCGACGGCGUCGAACGCGUCGGGCUCGACCCUGUUCGACAACGCGAACCGUGCGGCGCCGUCGUCGACGACGACGACGACGGGCACGCCGUCGUUCGGCGCCUUCUCGUUCUCGACGCUCGUGUCGCGCUCGGCGACGACCGUGUCGGCAGAGACGUCGCCGCGCAUGCGGUGCGGUCAGUCGCCGUUGGCCGACUCGUUCCCGGUCGACCCCUCGCCGCUCAUGCGCUCGCACUCGUCGUCGUCCGUCUCGACCCGCAACGGCGGCGGCAGCCACUCACACUCGGCGUCGAUCGACGACGCGGCGUCGCUCGCCGAGUCGGUCGCGCCGUCGCUCGUGUCGGACCGCGACUCGGCGUCGGCGUGGUCCGCCUCGUCGUCGCGCUCGACCUCGCCGAGCCCCAAGCUGCGGCACCUCGCGUUGCUCGGCGGCGUCGACCACGACGGCGUCGUCGCACGGCCCGAGGUCGACCUCGCCGCCGAGGAGGCGUCGGCGCACCCGUUCGCGCUCUCGGAGAGCUUUGGCCUCGGGCUGUCGUCGCCGGACGCGUCGUGCACGGGCCACGAUGCCGUCGUCGAGGCGGCGCGCAUGCCCAUGGUCAAGGGCAGCCUGGUCGCCCUCUCGAGCGCUGUGCGGCAGAGGGCCUGA
This is a messenger RNA of Rhodotorula graminis WP1, 1962 nucleotides long. RefSeq lists its product as uncharacterized. The record is from RefSeq and is a predicted model, not a curated record. The transcript has a single exon. NCBI's taxonomy places the organism in Eukaryota, Fungi, Basidiomycota, Microbotryomycetes, Sporidiobolales, Sporidiobolaceae. The coding region runs from base 1 to 1962 and encodes 653 amino acids.